AUGGGAGACAACGGGAUGUUUGUACCAGUUCAGCUUGUCGAUCACAAUGCAUAUGAUCAGAGAUCGGAGAUUGGGAUGCCAGAAAAUUUGAUGUGUGUUCCAUCACACGUUUCAUGCAUGGGCACUGGCGUUGUGCCCGCAGAUCAGAUCAGUUCUACUCCUCCUCCUCCUCCCCUAUUGCCCAGCACCCAAAGAAUAGGAAUGGCUCCUACUCUGCUACCUCCACCGCCCAGCGUCUACUCUCAAAUGCUUGCAGAGUCAUUUCACAAGCUGCAGGAGGAGGCCAUUCGAGAGUCAGCCAUGAAGGCGAACUCAAGGCCACAACAACAGCAGCUACCACCUCAGCCUCACGUCCACUACGUGAUGCCAAGGAAGAAGCAAGGAGGGCAGAUGCCUUCCAGCAAGGAGAUUGUGGCUCUCAGUUAUGCUAAGAUCUGCAGCUUGUUCCAUCUCCGUCAGAUUGAAGCUGCCAGGGAGCUUGGAAUAUCUCUCUCGGCGUUGAAGACAGCGUGCAGGGCCCUGGGAAUCUUCAAGUGGCCGAACAAUCGGAACUCAGACGCUGCGAAUGAAAGCAAGGCGAAGCAGGACAAGAACGAGAAGACAAGAGAAAAUAAGAAGCCAAGGACGCGGCAAGACAGGGGAGGGUCCGGCCCUCCCAGCCCUCCCAGCCCUCCCAGCUUGCUGGAGGCUAUCGAGAUCCCCGAGGUAUGGGAGGCGUCGAGCUCGUCUUCGCUGCCAUCAGCGGCUGAGCCCGCCUCGAUGGAGCAACCCGUGGAGGAGCAGGAGGACUUGUUGAGACUGGAAGACUUGAAGUCGUUGGAGAGCGAAGUAGGAGCAAGGAGGUUCAGCCUGAGGGACAACGGGAGCAGCACGUGCUUGGAGCAGGACGGCAGCCCAUCGCAGUCGUUCGACCUAGCUAGUUGUUCAGGCAGCGGAGACUUGGACAAGCGGUCGCGGGAGGGCAGCAUGCCGAUAUUGAACUCUUUCUCGGGGGAAGAGGAGAUAGAAAAUCUCUCGGGAGAUACAAAGUGGAUGGACUGGUUUGUGAAUCAUCCCUUGUACAGGAGCCCUUGA
Messenger RNA from Guillardia theta CCMP2712, 1074 nucleotides. RefSeq lists its product as hypothetical. The record is from RefSeq and is a predicted model, not a curated record. NCBI's taxonomy places the organism in Eukaryota, Cryptophyceae, Pyrenomonadales, Geminigeraceae. The transcript has 2 exons. The coding region runs from base 1 to 1074 and encodes 357 amino acids.